This is a messenger RNA of Solanum dulcamara, 1374 nucleotides long. Its product is annotated as F-box protein At2g26160-like. NCBI's taxonomy places the organism in Eukaryota, Viridiplantae, Streptophyta, Magnoliopsida, Solanales, Solanaceae. The record is from RefSeq and is a predicted model, not a curated record. The transcript has a single exon. Bases 175 to 1341 code for a protein of 388 amino acids. Gene Ontology annotation, molecular function: protein binding.
CGCCCAUUUCAUCGCCGUCUCCGCUGAAAAAAUUGAUUCAUCGAAGAAUUUCCAGUGCGCUUCUCCAUUUUUCAUCUUAUCAGUGUUCAUGGGGAGUUUGAUUUACGUAAAGUAGGUAUUUUCCGAACAUUUACCGAAUUUUAUUAAAUCCAUUCAUUAGCUAGAGAGUUGAAAAUGAGAACAAUGGUUGAUUGGUCGGAACUUCGACCUGAAUUAUUGGUUUUGAUUGUUAGACGUAUAAAUAUGAUUGAGGAUUACCUAAAUUUCCGAAUCAUUUGCAAAUCGUGGCACUCUGUAGCCACCCGGGACAAUUUUAAUAGUAAUCUGCCUAGGGCUCCAUGGCUAAUGUUAGCUGAGGAAGAGAAUGAUAGAACAUGUAGAAAAUUCUUCAGUUUAUAUAAUGGCAUGAUUUUGAAAAAGAGGAUCCCGGGAGCGAGCGAAAAAAGGUGUAUGGAGUCGAAGGGAUGGCUUAUAACAGUUGGAAAAGACGAGGGUGAAGUUAGCUUGUUACAUCCCUUCUCCGGUGUUCAAAUUGAAUUGCCACAUCAAAAGACAACUGAACGUUAUGAACACAACUACACUCACGUUCCGUGGACCUUUAUCCGUAAAGCAGUUUUGUCAGCCAAUCCUUCUCAUACAUAUGACUAUGCUGUCAUGGUCAUUGAGGGAAGAUUUGAGCUCCUCAGUUUAUGGAGACCAGGAGAUUUGUUAUGGACCAGGAUUUUGAUGCCGAUCCACAUUGGACAUAUUAGUGAUGUGGUUUAUUUCAAUGGCCACUUUUAUGCGGUCACUUUUGGCCGUUGGGUCCAAAUUUGUGAUGUUGUUGGCUCUGAACUCAUUAAUAUUCAUACCAUAGCACAGCUAGCAUCAUGGAAUGAUGGUAGGAAUUACAUCCUAGAAUCACUAGGAUCAUUAUUUGUAGUUGCGCAACAAUUUGUUGAUUUAAGGCACGCCAAUGAUGAUCGUGAGAGGAUUCCACUGAGGCACAUCCCAGGUGAAGAUGAUGAGAAGAUUUGCACACACAGAACAAGAAAAUUUCUAGUUUUCCAGAUCGACUUAGUUAGCUGCAAAGCUACACCAACCAGGGAUUUAGGAGACCAAGCUUUUUUCUUGGGUGCUAAUGCUUCUCUUUCAAUACAAGCUUCUCAAUUUCCGGGAAUCAAGCCCAAUUGUAUUUAUUUUACAGAUAGUUGGUUGGGUGCAUACGCCUACUUUGAAAAAGGAUGCGGCUUGGACAUGGGGGUGUUCAACUUAGCAGAUGGCAGUAUCCAGCCGCAUUAUGAUGGUGUUUCCGUCAGUCGUGUUUGUCCUCCAAUUUGGGUCACACCAAAUCCGUGUUGAGUGAGUCAUUUUUCUAUAUUUACUCUUUUUAUU